Molecule: messenger RNA, 1761 nt
Organism: Trichomycterus rosablanca
Lineage: Eukaryota; Metazoa; Chordata; Actinopteri; Siluriformes; Trichomycteridae
Gene: h3f3c
Product: H3 histone, family 3C
Exons: 4
Coding region: 125-535 (136 amino acids)
Cellular component (GO): nucleosome; nucleus
Molecular function (GO): DNA binding; structural constituent of chromatin; protein heterodimerization activity
Source: RefSeq, a predicted model, not a curated record
AUUUUGGCGCUGGCUGCUGGGUUUCCAUUGUGUGUGUGUGAUAGUAAACACUGACUGAGCUGCAAAGCUGCACUUAUUUGACGCCUCCAAAUUAAACUGGUUUGUUGAAGCUAACUGAGGAACGAUGGCCCGUACCAAGCAAACUGCCCGUAAGUCUACAGGAGGUAAAGCUCCUCGUAAGCAGCUGGCCACCAAAGCUGCCCGUAAGAGUGCCCCCUCUACUGGAGGAGUGAAGAAACCUCACCGCUACAGGCCCGGUACGGUGGCUCUGCGUGAGAUCCGUCGGUACCAGAAGUCCACCGAGCUGCUGAUCCGUAAGCUGCCCUUCCAGCGCCUGGUGAGAGAGAUCGCGCAGGACUUCAAAACGGACCUGCGUUUCCAGAGCGCCGCCAUCGGUGCGCUGCAGGAGGCAAGCGAGGCAUACCUUGUGGGUCUUUUCGAGGACACCAACCUGUGUGCCAUCCACGCCAAGCGCGUCACCAUCAUGCCCAAAGACAUCCAGCUGGCGCGCCGCAUCCGCGGAGAGCGCGCUUAGGCCCUCCUCCAGAUUCCUCCGUCCUUCCUGUCUCUCUUAUCUGUCUCUGUCUCUCUCUCGACUCGUCUCCUCCCUCCUUUCUUGGUAGAGUUUAGAAUAUCAGCGACGGGGAGGAAAACGUGUUUCAGUCUAUUAGUGCUGUCUCACUGACGCGUAGGGUACCUGUAUGUGCAUGUAUCAGAUGCUGCUGAUCACACACACACACACACACACACACAUGGAGAGUCAGAUCGUAAACGAGGUCUACCCUUGCUGAGGUUGGGGUCUUUUGCAGACAUGUAAACACACACACACACACACACACACACAGGUAUGGUGUACAGAAGGUGGUAUUGGGGUUAGUCUGCUUAAGGGGAGCAGCAACUUCCACAGCAGGGUGCUAAUAAAACUGCCUCAGCCACCUUCAUUAACCCCACACACACACACACACACUCACACACCUUUCAUUUCAGCUCACACCCUGAUUAUCAUAAAACUAAAUAAAAUAACGCAGCGAUUCAUUUCAGUUUAUUUGUACUAUUAAAAAUGCACAAAAGAGUUAAGAUUUUACUGAAACGUAACUAAUGACUUAAACAUCUAUAUUAAUUAGAACAAAAUUCAUAAUUGUGUGUGUGUGCGCGUGUGUGUGUUGUGAUCAGCGAAGCAGAAAUUGUAUUUAACUGCAAACCAGCAUCUCUUGGUUAAAAGUCUUUUCUUAUAAUAUUGAUGAUUACUAUUAUUGUUGAUGGUGUCUUUUUUUCUAUGAUGCAUUACUUGUUUUACCACUGUUAUGAGGAAAAGUCAAAUCUACAAAAAAAAAAAUCGAAUAAACAAAUUGUUUUGUGUUUAUUAUUUUCUUAAUAUUAAUUAUUAUUAUUAUUAUUAUUAUUUGGGUCAUAGUGCUUGCCGAUCGAUCCUGCUCCUCCUGUUCUAACUCCAGGCAGCCACAGGGGGGCGCUCUAAACCAGCCUCUCAUUCUCUUUGUUCUUUACUCAUCCCUCUCUCUUCCCUCCUCAGUUUAUAAUAAUCUCUUACACUUUCUUCCACAGAUCGGCCUCAAAUGUGUAGCAAAAAAAAAAGAAAGAUAAAAGUCACGUUUAGUUUUGAGUGUUCGGCUCGUCUUGUGUAGAUUAAAUGAUAUAAUCUCAUGUUUCUGUUUGUUUUUCUUAUCCAGAAAUUGAAAUAAGCUGAUCUUUGUAUUUUCCAAAUUUCUCAUACUAUGGUGGUAUUAAAUAGAUGUUACACAA